Messenger RNA from Limanda limanda (common dab), 2562 nucleotides. RefSeq names its product nuclear receptor subfamily 2, group F, member 5 (gene nr2f5). The transcript has 4 exons. The coding region runs from base 786 to 2000 and encodes 404 amino acids. The record is from RefSeq and is a predicted model, not a curated record. NCBI's taxonomy places the organism in Eukaryota, Metazoa, Chordata, Actinopteri, Pleuronectiformes, Pleuronectidae. Gene Ontology annotation, molecular function: nuclear receptor activity; RNA polymerase II cis-regulatory region sequence-specific DNA binding; zinc ion binding. Gene Ontology annotation, biological process: regulation of transcription by RNA polymerase II; anatomical structure development; cell differentiation.
CUCCUGGAGAAGGGACGUACAGAUCCGGGACUGGUUCGAAGCUCUUUUCCCUUUGGAGAUCAUCCGGAGCAGCUCGGAGGAUGUUGGGUAAAUAAAUAUCAGGACGCACACAGCUCACCCACGUUGUGUAUCCCCCCCACCUCCACACAAGACAACACAAAACCACCACACAACCUCUCCAAGGCGCGCAGGAACCAGAAGAACCGGGAUUGUUGCCACUGAGCUAUCUGCGGGGAAUCGAACGCACGGAGGAAGGUGUGAAGCCGAAUGACACGCAACGUGGUCCGGGUUGAAUCCAGCGUGUCCUCCACAGGGGAGACUCUCAUCCUGAAGUGAAGGCAGAGGUGAGAUCGGACCGGAGGUGGACCCAGUCCUGCAGAACUCACACCUCGGUUUGGGUUCCAGACCCGUUCCCUUUGCAGGACUCGUUUCUUCCUCCAGGACGCGACUCCGUGCCGAGCAGCGUGUUUAUGGAUCCUUGCGCAGCGACGCGCACCGGGACUCUCAGGCUUCGCGGAUGCCUUCCUGCAAACUUUAAUAGAUGUUUGCAUUAAUAACUCACUGAUAAAGAAGAUUUCAAAACCAAAACGAGCGCAGAUAAACUCACCCUGACCUCUGGAGGAAGUGGGAAGCGCCUUUUUUAUUCCUCGUGUCCUUCCUCUUUUUUCCUUUUUCCUCCCCAAGACGUCAGGACGGAUCUCUACCCCCCCACCCAGUCUGACUCUUCUGUGUGUGAUUUUUAAACAAAGAUCCCCCCCCCCAAAAAAAAGUGUUGGGAGGAUAGCAUGGCAAUGGUAGUAAACCAGUGGCCAGAGAACAUUUCCGCAGAUCCGGGCUCGCAGCUCCAGAUCUGCGGCCAGGAGCCCGGCGGGGCACCGGGGACCCCCAACGGGUCCACGCCGGGGAACGAUGCGCUUUCCGGGGACAAGAUGUCCAACGUGGACUGCAUGGUGUGCGGGGACAAGUCCAGUGGGAAGCAUUACGGCCAGUUCACCUGCGAGGGCUGCAAGAGCUUCUUCAAGCGCUCGGUGAGGCGGAACCUCACUUACACCUGCCGGGGGAACCGCGACUGUCCCAUCGACCAGCACCACCGGAACCAGUGCCAGUACUGCCGGCUGAAGAAGUGCCUGAAGGUGGGCAUGCGGAGAGAAGCAGUACAACGAGGACGCACAUCCAACUCCCAGACCAGCCCGGGACAGUACCUGACCAACGGCAGCGACCCGUACAACGGCCAGCCCUACCUCUCCGGGUUCAUCUCGCUGCUGCUGCGCGCCGAGCCCUACCCCACGUCCCGCUACGGAGCCCAGUGCAUGCAGGGAAACAACCUGAUGGGCAUCGAGAACAUCUGCGAGCUGGCGGCCAGGCUGCUGUUCAGCGCCGUCGAGUGGGCCAAGAACAUCCCCUUCUUCCCGGACCUGCAGCUCAUGGACCAGGUGGCGCUGCUGCGUAUGUCAUGGAGCGAGCUCUUCGUCCUGAACGCCGCCCAGUGCUCCAUGCCGCUGCACGUUGCUCCUCUGCUCGCCGCCGCCGGCCUGCACGCCUCGCCCAUGUCCGCCGAGCGCGUGGUGGCCUUCAUGGACCACAUCCGCGUCUUCCAGGAGCAGGUGGAGAAGCUGAAGGCUCUGCAGGUGGACACGGCCGAGUACUCCUGCCUCAAGUCCAUCGUGCUCUUCACGUCCGAUGCCAUGGGUCUGUCCGAUGUGGCCCACGUGGAGAGCAUCCAGGAGAAGUCCCAGUGCGCCCUGGAGGAGUACGUGAGGAACCAGUACCCCAGCCAGCCCAACCGCUUCGGACGCCUCCUGCUGCGCCUGCCCUCCCUGCGCAUCGUCUCCUCCCCCGUCAUCGAGCAGCUGUUCUUCGUGCGCCUGGUGGGCAAGACCCCCAUCGAGACUCUGCUCCGCGACAUGCUGCUCUCGGGCUCCAGCUACAACUGGCCCUACAUGCCCGCCGUGCAGCGCGAGCGGCCCAUCUCCCUCCACUACAACGAGAACGGCCCCUGAGGUGGAGAGAGAGACAGAGAAUGUUUCAGGCUCUUGCUACUCGUCUGUCCAUCUUCACUUCUCUUCAUUCUCUGCGUUCAGUUUCUCAGCUCUCCCAGAGGAAUGCGCCCUUCCCCUCGCCAUUCCACUCAAACCCUCCGCUCGGACGGGACAGUCCGUUACCGUCCAGGUCACACACGCCAGCCAAUCACUCACCUCGGGCGCCGCAGGACCCUGCUGGCCCGCUGCAGCCCCCCCCCACCACCCGACGGCGUCAUCUCCAGUUGAGAUGUGGAGCUCGAGCUGGACUGGUUGGUCGAACGGGUUAUUGCACAGUUCACCAGCAGGUCUGUUGGACUCGCUUCAGAUGUCACGUUACACAAACCCCCGAUGCAAACAGAGGCAGCAAAAGACUAAAAACAGAUUUGCUCGACUGUCGGUGCUAUGCCUUCAUCUGCAGAGGCUGUGAACCAUGAAUACCGAGCAAGGGCUUUGCCAAUGAGACUCUACCACCGAGAGCACAAGCCCCCAAACUUUUGAAAAGAAAACCAGAAGCCAUUAAAAAAAAUAAACUACAAAAAAA